AUGGAUGUCAACAACAUUCGAUUAUUAUCAUUUCGUCACAAAUUAAUGAUGAUUUUAUUAAUCAUAAUAUUAAUAAUGAAUAAUCAAAUAAAUUCUGGAUUAACAAGUGCAUUCUGGACCAGUAGCAGUGGUAGUAGUAGCAGCAGUAAUAAUAAUAAUAAUAACUUGGGCGAUACUACUAAUAGAUUACGAUCAUCAAAACGACAUCAUAGUUUUUAUAAUAAUAAUAAUAACAAUAACCAUUACAAGAGCCGAGAUAUGCAAUUAGAAGAUAUCCUUUCACAAGGUGAAGAAAAAUGUAUACAAAAACCAUGCGUCCAACAACAACAAUGCUGCCCGGGUUCUGUAUGUGUUGAUCUACAUUCACAACAUUCACAAUCACCAUUAUCAUUAUCAUCAUCGAUGAAUAAUAAACAAAGACCAGUGACCACCGGUACAUGUUUACCGAUUUAUGGUGUAAAUGAAGGCGAUUCAUGUACAGAUGAUGGUGAUUGUGAAACUGGUUUACGUUGUAUGCCACAAACAAUUUUAAUAACUAAUGAUGAUGAUAAUGAUGGCCGAUUAUCAUUACCAUCAAUGCAUUCAUUAUCAUCAUCAUCAUCAUCAUCAUCUAACACUCAAUCCAUAUUAACUAUGAAAGCACCAAAUAAUCUAAAAAGUUUACGAAGAUUCAUUGGAAAAAUUGAAUUUCUAUCAAAGAUUUAUUUAAAUAGAACGGAAUUAUUAGCUCCAUUGUACAAAUUAUUAACGAAAAAUGAAAAUGCUGAAUGUACAACAAGUAGUGAAUGCGAUGCUAGCCACGGUCUUUGCUGUCAAUUAAUCAAACGUCAUCGUAUGUCACCACGUAAAGCAUGUUUAUUCUUUUCGGAACCGAAAAUUUGCUUAGGACCAGUGGAUAUUACAUUUGCAAAACCGGCCAAUACAUUCUAUUAUAAUAAUAAACCAAAUGAUGAACGAAAUUAUUUUCGUGCAAGUAUUGGUUGA
Messenger RNA from Dermatophagoides farinae (American house dust mite), 984 nucleotides. The record is from RefSeq and is a predicted model, not a curated record. NCBI's taxonomy places the organism in Eukaryota, Metazoa, Arthropoda, Arachnida, Sarcoptiformes, Pyroglyphidae.